This is a messenger RNA of Stegastes partitus (bicolor damselfish), 10596 nucleotides long. Its product is annotated as apolipoprotein B-100-like. The transcript is spliced from 27 exons. Gene Ontology annotation, cellular component: low-density lipoprotein particle; mature chylomicron; very-low-density lipoprotein particle. Gene Ontology annotation, molecular function: cholesterol transfer activity; low-density lipoprotein particle receptor binding. Lineage: Eukaryota; Metazoa; Chordata; Actinopteri; Pomacentridae. The record is from RefSeq and is a predicted model, not a curated record. Gene Ontology annotation, biological process: cholesterol transport; lipoprotein transport; cholesterol homeostasis.
AUGGGGGACUCGAAGCUUUGUCUGCUGAUGCUCCUCAUCGCACCUGCCUUCACUUAUGCCCAAGAGGAGCCGACGUCCUGUCUGUUGAACAAAAGGUACAAAGCCUACAACAAGUAUGAAUACAUGUAUGAAGCUGAGUCCUUGAAUGCCAUCAGUGGAGGUUCACUUCUCAACAAUGGUCCUAAGGUCACCUGUAAGGUUGAGAUCGAAGUGCCUCAGACGUGCAGCUUCAUCAUCCGCACAUCUGGCUGCAGCCUGAGCGAGGCGCUCCACUCGAGCCCAGAGGGAAAGCCUGUGUACAGGCCUUCAGCCACUUCUGAUGCCUUUGCUGCUGAAAUGGAGCGGUAUCCUCUGAAGGUCGUGGUUGAGGGUUUGUAUGAUGUAAAGCUGUACACUGAGGAUGGUGAGACAACGACAGUCCUGAACAUCAAGAGAGGCAUCGUCUCCACCCUGGCUGUGCCUCUGCUGGAGGAAGACAGGAACAAGAACAUGCCCACCAUCCACGGCAUGUGCAAGACUCAAUUCACCGUCAAUGCUAGAGAGGAAAUAGCAACAGAUAUCAGCCUCACCAGAGAUCUGUCCAGAUGUGACAAAUUCAACCCAAUAAGAGAUCAUACCAGCCCUCUGGCCCUCAUCUCUGGCAUGCACUAUCCUCUUGCUCAGCUGGUCAGAAGCUCCCAAACCUGCAACUACAAGUUUGACAACGAGAAAAAACACAUGACCUCUGGCUCCUGCACUGAGAACCACAUCCUCAUCCCCUUCUCACACAAGUUUUACAAACUGGAAGGAAAACUGAUCCCUGAGAUUUUCUCUGUUGCUGAGUUCAUGGCUGCCCAGCUGGGCGACUGCACUGGAGACAAGGACGAGACUUUCAUGAAGCUGAGAGUGAUUGGAAACAUGGCUUCAGCUGUGAUCCCUGCUGGUCCUGCACUCAGAGGCUCUGUGAUGCAGUGUGUGAACCAACCUGCAGCUUCUCCAGCUGUGCAGCAGGCUGCCAUCCAGGUGUUCAGGCUGACCCCCGUCCCUGCGGAGGUGAGGGGAGUGUUCAUGCAGGUUCUGUUGGACAACGCCAGCCCCAUGCAAAAGCGUAUUGCUGCAUAUCUGGUACUCAUGAAGGACCCCCAGCCAAGUGAACUGACCCAGCUGGCUAAUGCCUUGCCCAAUGAGCAGGACCAACAAGUCAAGAGCUUUGUCAUCUCCCACAUGACCAACAUUUUGUCCUCAAGCGUGCCUGAGACCCAGGAACUGAGACAGAAGAUUCGUGAUGCCCUGCAGGGUAAUGAGAUCGGGCCCACUAUGGACCCCACCAAGUUCUCUCGCAACUAUAAGAUCGGAUCUCUGGAGGGCAACAUGAUCUUUGAGGACACCAGCUACCUGCCCAAGGAGGUCAUGCUUGAAAUGACUCUGAAGGCAUUUGGCUUUGAUGUUGACAUGAUGGAGAUCGGCAUGGAGGGCAAAGGAUUUGAGCCAACAGUUGAUGCUCUGUUCGGACAGAGUGGAUUCUUCCCUGACAUCGCCCUGAAGACGAUGUACUUCGUCUCUGACAACAUGCCCCAGAAAGUCAAUGAGAUCCUGCAGAACAUUAUGCCUGCUUACAAAAGGGACAGGAUGAACAGACAGGUCUCCCACAACUUUAUGAGAGAGAUCGGGCGCAACAUCAACAAACUGGUGAGGGAACUGAAGUCUGCAGAGUCUCCAGAGGCCAUGGUUUAUCUGAGACUUUUGGGAAAUGAGCUGGGUUAUCUGAAGACCAGUGAAAUUGAAGGGAUGGCCUAUUCUGCUGCCAUGAUGAUCGACAGCAUGCUCAAGAUGUUCCCAGCUGAUCUGCUGAAGGCGCUGAUGACUAAGGCUGACAACACUUUCUUUGCCCACUACAUCUUCAUGGACAAUGAGUUCUUCCUGCCCACUGUCACUGGUGUGCCUCUGAGGGUUUCACUGUCUGGUACUUUCGCCCCUGGUAUCAAGGGUGGAAUCAAUAUUGCUCGUGACAUGAGCAAAGUAACCUUCACACCCUCCGCUGGCAUCGAGUUUGUAACUCGGUUUGGCUCCCACAUCCCAGAAUAUGCCAACUCUGGAUUAGAAAUGUACACCAACCUUUUCCAUGAGAGUGGCCUCAAUGCCAGGAUCUUCAUUGGACCGGACCGAGUCAAGCUGACCAUUCCUGCUCCAACGGGUCCAACAAAACUCAUCAACCUAUCAAACAAGCUUAUGGCAGUGACUGGAUCAGAAGUGAAGACCAUCCCUCCUAUGGUGAUGGACAAGGUUGAUGUCCGUGAGUGCACUCCAGUCUUCGCUGGAAUGAAAUACUGCUCUGAGCUACAGUACACUGAUGCUUUCUCUCAGGAGACGGCCCCGUACUUCCCCUUCACCGGAGACAGCAAAUUUGCUGUGGAGCUCCAUCCUACCGGUGAAGUCACUGAAUACACAGCCACUGUUGCCUACGAGCUCCUCAAGGAGGGAGAUGAUGGCCGGCAGAAGGUUGACUCUGUGAACUUCAUUCUGAGGGCGGAGGGUGCAGAUCCCACUGAAGCCAGAGCAGUCAUGAAGUACAACAGAAGAAAAAAUGCCAUCACAGCCGACAUCCAGAUCCCUGACUACGAUGUAGAGGCCGGUCUUAGGUUGGGUGUUGUUGAUGGAAACACCAAGGGCAAAGGAACUCACUCCAUCUCUCUCGACUUCGUCAACAAGAACAUCCCUCAGCUCUCCCUGGUUGGCCGCGCCAAUCUGAAGGCCAUGAAGGAAGGUAUGCUGCAAGUCCAGCUUCUGGUCCCCUCAAUCAGUGCUGAUGCCACUGUCACCGCUAACAUGAAACGUGAUCAGGAGUUGGAACUGGAACUUAAGAGUGAAAUCAGGCUCCCGGGAACAACAUCUGAGCAGAAAAUCACAAUGAAAUAUGACACCAGCAAGAUGGAGGUUGGAUUGAAGUCGGAUGUGAACUCUGAGAUCUUGGACGUGCUCCCACGUUCUGACAUGAUUCAAAAGUAUGGCAACGAUCUUCUUGACAUGCAGCUUGGAGAGACUGACAUGAAAGUCCGUCAGAUCUUCAAGGCAUUUGUGGAAGCAACAAACAGCCAGUUGGAAGUGUAUGCAGCUGAUUAUCCUUCCAUUCAGAACUUCAAAGUGCCUGAUAUGCCUGAGAUUACACUGCCCGAGACACUGUUCCUGAAUACUGAGACCAAGGCUGUCUACCACUUCAACACUGAACGUGUCACCAUUGUUAUACCUCUCCCUCUUGGAGGAAAGUCAACGCAGGAGCUUAACUUCCCCCCAGCUUUGACAACGCCUAACGUGGUUUUACCCCAGUUUGGACUGGAGAUCAUCUCUGUAGAGAUUCCUAUCCCAGAGUUGGUUUUCCCCGAGAGCCUUACUUUUCCUCUUCCUCUUUUUGGCAAAGCUGAGGUUGUAACUGCAAUGAGGAGCAACUUAUACAACAUCGAGGCUUCAGUGGCUGCUGGCAAAGAUGUUGUGGAAACACCAAGCUACUCAGCUAAGUUCGAUGUGAAAGGAACCUCCCCAAUUGAGAUCCUCUCAAUGAAGAUGGAAGGCUCUGGGAUGUUGGCCACCACUGACUCCAUCAAAGCACAGCUGAAAAGCUCUUUGGCCCAUAAAUUCAUUGAAGCCAGUUUUAGUAUUGUUGAGGAUGCAACCAUCACAGAUAAAAUCAACAUGAAAUCUAGCAGCAAGAUGGAAGCCAAAAGCCCAUUUGGUCUCAAUGUUGUCUUUGAGCACGACGGCAUGGUUGGAAUCAACACUGAAGAAAUGUCUGCUGACAACAAGUUUGAGGGGAUGUUUGCAGCUGGACCUAUCUAUGGCAAGACCACCUCAACCCAGUCAUUCAACAUCUUCCCAUUCAGACCAGAAGCAAAGAUUGAUUCUAAUGUUCAGUUAGACUCCACCUUUGUUAAGGCCCAGAACACAAUCGCUGCAACACUUCUCAAUGGCGAACUCUCAGUUGUGUCUAACACUAAUGCCUUUGAAGACACUUUCACUCAUGUUGCUGACCUUUCCUUCAAAGACAGCAAGCUGUCACUGAAAUGUGAUGCAAAUGCCUUUGCUUUUGGUAUGAAGAUCCGUAACCAGGCUGAAGCAUCUGCUGGUGCCGGUAAUGUGGCCAUGAAGAUGGAAACAAAUGCAGACCACUCUGACAACCGUGUUUACUCUCUGCUGACUGCUUCUCUUGAUGUCAAUGGUCUGGUUGUCAACAGCGACGCCAACAUCAAGCUUCUUGAGAAUGAGGCUACUCACAAGGCUUCUCUGAAAAUGAACAAGGAUGGUUUGACCACAAGUGGAACAACUACCCUCCAGAGCCCCCUGUCCUUCGAAAACACCUUUGAUGCUGGGCUUGAUUCUACAAGGGCUUCUCUGUCCAUUACCAACAAGGCAGCAAUCAGAGAAAUGAAGGUUGAUAAUGCCAACACUCUGACCAUUACUCGGUCUAGCCUUGACUUUAACUCAAAGGCUGAAGCCACUGCAAGUGAAUAUGCCUCUUACACUCAUGAUAUCACCUUUGACCUGAAACCGUACACUGCCUCUGCAAAUGUUAAGAAUAACCUCAAACUUCUGGAAGCUGAAUUCAUUAAUGAGGCACAACUGCAAGCUGAGCUUUACAAGAUGGACCUGACCGGAAGCCUGAAGGCCAUCUAUGGUGAAGAAGAGAUCAAGCACAUCUAUCAGGUCAGUUAUGCUGAUAUGAUCGCCAAUGCAAAGUGCGGCACCACUGGAAAACUCUUUGGAACUCAUAUGAGCCACAACACUGAACUCGAAGUUAUCGGCCUGGCUGCCAGGUUCAGCAAUGAUGCCCGCUUCAACUCACAGCCAGUGCGCUUUGACCACACCAUCCGUUGCAGCAUUGUUCCUUUCGAUUUCAACCUAGACGCCAUCUUCAAUGCUGAUGGAGACGUGACCAUGUAUGGAAAGCACAGUGCCCAGCUCUAUGGCAAGCUCCUUGUGAAAGCACAACCUCUGGCUUUUGCCAGCUCACAUGAAUGCAGAGCAUCAGUGAACCAGCAGCUGAAUAAUGGUUUGUCCCUUCAGACCACAUUUGACAACAACAUGGACAAUGUGCUGUCACUCCAAGAGCAGAAGACUAGUUUUAGAAUGAAGUCCAAACUGAAUGAGCAUGCCUUUAAUCAAGACUUAAGUAUUUACAACACUGCUGAGAGAACUGGAAUCGAGGCUUCAGGCACCAUCCUUACAAACAUCAUCAACUCAGUCUCUGCAGAUAACCAGGAAUUCACCAUCUCUGGCUUCUUAAAGUAUGACAAGAGCACAAAUAGUCACAUGAUUUAUAUUCCCAUAUUUGAAAGUUUUGCUGUUUUUAUGGACAGGAUUAAGGUGCUUGCUGUACAUGUUGCGGAGGCACUGCAAGACUACAUCAACAAUGACGAGGUCAGGGCUAAACUUGAGGCUCUUCCCGAGCAGAUAAGUGACUUUGUUGCUCAAAUGAAUAUUGAAGACAAGGCAGUUCAGCUGAAACAGUAUUUCCUAGAUUUUACCCAGAACUAUGCCAUCUCCAUGGAAGAUGUAGAAGCCUCUUUGAGAAACUUGAAGAUUGCUGUUCAGAAAAUUCUGGCUGAUCUCACUGUUUACAUCCAGAACUUUGUUAGUCUGAUAAAGGAGACUUUUGUUAGUGCCAACUUCCCAGAGGUCUUUGCUCAGCAGAUCCAAAACUUGCUGAAUGCCAUUAAUGAGGAGUAUGACAUCAAGGGUAUGCUUGUGUAUGUGAUUGAGACCAUAAGAGAGUUUGUCCAUCAGAUUGACCUGAACAAAGUGAAGGGCAGCAGUAUUGCAUUCCUGUAUGAUAUUGAUGCCAAGUAUGGAAUCAAGGAUAGUCUAGAGGAAGGUAUGAGGGGUAUUAGACAGACAGUUGAGAGGUUUGACCUGGCGAAAUUUGCUGCUGAGUGUAGGAGGUUCGUUUCAGAUGUGAUGAAGUAUUGCAUUGAUGUACUUGUGAAUCAGGCUCCCCCAAAGAUUCUCAGUGAUGUCAUAGACAAUACUCUGGAAAUCAUUCAGAACCUCGACAUUGCUGGUAACAUCAACGCAUUCUUUGCCAGGAUGAAGGAGUUGAUUGUAAAGUUUGAGGUUGACAAAAAGGUUCAGGCUGUCUUGGAAAAAGCUGUGGAGCUCAUUAAACAGUACAGGAUUGAGGAAACCAUCAGUGCUGGAGUCAGAAUGGUGAAAGAUGCAGAUAUUCCUUCCAAAUUCAUGCAGGUAUUCCAGGAUGUUAUUAACUAUUUGAAAGCAAUGGAGAUUAAGGACAUAAUUUCCAAGCUGAACACAUAUAUUGACAUUAUUGAGGAGAAAAUUAGGUCAUUUGAUUACAAUGACUUUGUAGAUCACAUCAAUCAAAUCAUUGCAAAGUACACUGCAAAUGUAAAUGACCUGAUCAGAUCUCUUGAAAUCCCCCAGAAACUCAAGGCAUUGAGAGAUUUUGCCAACUUUGUCGUAUCCUCUGUUCGGGAUUCUGUAGACCAACUGAGAGGAGUUGAUAUUGCAGAAUUUAUUAAAACUGCAACAGGUACCAUUGACAAGGUUGUGUUUAAUAAUCUCAAGCAAUUUGCUGAAAUUAUUAAGGAGAAAAUUGUGCAACUGGAUUUUGAAAUCCCAUCACAGCUGGACAUUCCUGAGUUUACUAUCCUGGGUUUUCACACUGUGCCAGCCACUGUCCUAUCAGCCAAUGACAUUAAACAGAGAAUCAUUGACUUCAUUGAUUUAAUUCUCAACUUUGAGCUGGAGAUGUUUAAUAUUGGUGCUUCAUAUGGACACCUGACUUUAAGCUACCUUCCCACUCUGCCUGAGUUGUCACUUCCUGAGAUUACUGUACCUGAGUUCUCUUUUCCCACACUUCCUCAUUUUCCAGCAGACAAACUUGUGAACUUUCCUCUAGAAAUGCCAACAAUUAAGCUGCCAGUAAUCCCCAGUGGGAUUAUGAUUCCAGCAUUUGGUAAACUGAGCUAUGAGAUAAAGAUGAACAUCCCCAUCUACACCAUUAGGAAUACUGCAGAAAUCCAGAGCUCCCUUGAUGUAGAUGAGAACCCACAGUUGACAGCUUUUCUGACUUCCCAAGGCAAAUCUCCAACAUUUGAAAUCCUUAACUACAAUCUGGAUUCCAAUGCUCGGAUUGCUAUUCCCAAGGAGCAUGAUGUGAGUGCUCGUGAGACCCUGAAGUUCACUCAUGUUUUCCUUGCAGUGGACCACCAAGCAUCUGUAACAUUUUCUGACUUCUCAGCCCAGGCCUCAGCCAAGACCACAGUAAAGGCUACCACAGCACCCUACAGUGCUGAGCUUUUAAAUGAAGCUUUCUUAGCCACCAGAGGUGGUUUGUCUGCCUCUGCUGACACCUCCUAUAAACAUACACUCAUCCUUCCUGGCCUCACAAGUGAUGCCUCUGCUACUCAAAAAUCUGUGGCACGCCAAGAAGGUACCUCUGUUACAUUUACUGUUGAAAAUCAAGGCACUAAUACAUACAAUUCUCAUCAGCUUACCCACAAGAGUGACUUACAAGUCAUUGCCAGUCCAGAUACAGUCAAGGUGACUUUGACAGGUGACACAGAUGCAGUGCUUCUAAAGAUGACACAGACCCUGAGUGCUGAUUUUGCCAUGUUCAGCAAUUUCAAGUUUGAUGUUCGCUCUGAAGCAGAAGGCCCCGCAAUCAGAAAGAGUCUUAUAGAGGGAUCAGUAAAUGUCAAUUUUCCUGACAGAAAGCUUGAGUAUAAGGCCACACAUAGUACAGAUCUAGUUGGUAUUGUCAGUGGUGCCUUAAACAAUGUGAUUUACGUUGUUGUCUGUCCCACAGAGGUUGUGUUUAGCUUUCAAAAUAAGGGAAACACAAGGGUCAGUUUUAAUGAUGCUCUUACUGCCAAAAUUGAUCUGCAGAAUGACUACUCAGCGAACUUAAGGCCUGACAAUCAACACAUUAACACUGUGGCUCUGGCCCGUCUUAAUCAGUACAAGCUGUUGUGGAACUUCACUGUAGAGCAUAAUGACAAGGAAGCUGCUCUUCUUGCUGCCGUGGAGGGGAAAGCAAAUCUUGAUUUCCUGACUAGGCCCAUUAGCAUUCCUGAGAUAGAGCUGCCUUUUGUUGACUUCCAGACCCCAGCCAUUAGUAACCUCAACUUGUAUGAGCAAACUGGGCUAAAAUACGUUUUGACGACCCCUGAGCAGAGUGUUGAUGCAGAUGUUAAGAUUGUUUACCAAAAAAGCCAAGCUGACACCCUUGCCAAGAAUACUGGUCUGAUUCCCCCUAUGGGCAACCUGAUUACAGAGCUGUCUUUCAAGUCUGCCAUCAUUAAUCUGAAUGCCAAUGCUGGAAUGUAUACCGAGGAUGAUCUUGUGUUCCGUCUUGGAGCCACCACCGCCUCUGUGUUUGACAGUCUAAAAGCCAAACUUGAUGGCACCACCAGUCUGACCACCAAGAGAGGAAUCAAACUGGCCAAUUCCCUGUCCCUCGAAAAUCCUCACAUGGAAGGCACUCAUGACAGCACCAUCAGCGUGAGCACUGAGACUUUCGACAGUGCCAUCUCUGUGGCUACUGUUGCAAAGAUCGCCCUGCCGAUACUCAACCUGGAAGCAAACCAAAAUCUGGUUGCAGACACUAAAACCAAAGCAAAUGCUGUCUCCACCUUCAGGGUGACGGGUAAUUUCAACAUCCCUAUGAUCAAGGCUGUUGGAAAGGCCGACGCAGAUCACAGUCUGAAGAUGGAAGGAACCUUUGACUAUGUUUCCAUGGAGUCAUCCAUCAAAGGAAGCAUGGAUGGCAGCGUGUUUGAAGACUAUAUAGUUUUGGGAGUCCUGGAUAAUGAGGCAAAUCUCUACCUGAAUAGUGAUGGCCUGCGCUCCACUUCCAAGGUUAUUGCUGAUGCCAAGCUUAACUCCGGUGCAACCAAAGUCAUUGGCAUGGAUGUAAAUGAGAAUCUGGCCAUUGAAGCCUCCCUGAGCCGUGUGUAUGCAGUGUUGAAGUACAUUGGCAACAACGAGGCAAACAUGUUCAACUUCAAUACCAAGGGAAAACAAAAUGCUCAGGCAACCAUUGACUUUGCACCAAUCUCUUCCUUGACUGCUGAUAUUGAGAUUGACAUGUCUCAGCCAACCAGCCUGGGUGACUUCACUAUCUAUGAGAAGACUGUUGCUGAAGUGACAGCUGCCAAACAGAAGAUCUCCACCAAUGCUAAGUUUGCCAGUCCACUGUACACCACAGAGAUGACCACUGAGGUGGAGGGCAGUGUUCCUGUCUUCAAAGUCAUCUACAAGUCCUCUGCUACCUCUCCUAUCGUCAUCUUGGAAUAUGACCUGGACUCCUCCAUUACCAUGAACGUUGAAGAUGCUGGCCUGGGCCUGACUGGGAAGGCGGUUUUCAGAAACAGUGAUUUCACCAUGGACAUUACUCCUAUUUUUUCACAUACACUGAGGUAAAAAUUGUAAACCGGCUCCCAUGUCACCCUAAAUGUGGACAUAACCAGCCCUGACUUCACUGACAUGAACUUGCGCUAUGCCAUUCGCAAAGACGGAAUCAGUGCCACAAUUUCUGUACCAUCUACUGGUCUCCUUGGUGUUCAGCUCAAUGGCAAAAUCCCGUCUCAGAUAAACUUCAGGCUUUAUGGCCGUUACGCUUCCGAACCUGGAAAAGAUGUUGAUAUCGUCACCGCCAAACUCUCCAACAAGGACACGGACAAGAAAGUUAAUCUGAAGAUUGCCUUCAAGAUGGACGCCCCAGAAAUUAUGCUCAGCGGAUUACAGGAAAGGCUUCCUGCCAUCACCUCCUGUUUGUCGAGCUUUGCUGAAAAGUACCAACUGUACGGACAUGCUGCUCAGCUGAAGAACAUUAUUACUGACUCUAUUGAGGAGGCCUACAACUCUGCAAACACCCAUGCCUCACAUCUGAGCCAGGUGUCCAUCCUCUUUAGGAACACUGUCAUUCAGUACCAGAAAGCUGUUCAGGGCUUCCUGAAUGCUGCCAUCAGGUUCCUAAGAGAGACCCGGGUCAAAGUGCCCGGCUCUGAUGAGAUGACCCCUCUCAUUGAGGUGAUCGAUAAGCUGACCACUCGUGUUACCAAUAUGAUAGAAAAGGCAAGUCACAUGGUGUCUGUUAAUGUUGAAUAUGCUUUUAACGCACUGGUUAGCGUGAUCAGUAAAAUCGAGGUUACAAUGCCUGUUGGUGAUGUCAUGGCUGGAGCCAAAAUAAUCGAACAAGUUAGGGAGUGGCUGAAGACUACGCCUAAUCCAGCUGUGGGUAUUUUGAAGCACCUGAAGAGUUUGGACAUGUCUCUGGAAAAACUGGGUGCCGCCCUCAAAUCCUUUGUUGACAAAGCUCAAGACUUUGUCGAUAACAGCCUGAAGUCUGAUGUCCUCGAUGCCAUUGCUGUCUACAUUAAUGCUUUCUAUGUUAAACAAGUCAGCUUAAUGAAAGCAGCCAAAGAGUACGUAAACUUAGCUAUGACCAGCGAAUAUAUAAAUGACACCAUCAAUUAUAUUCUGAAGGUUGUCAGAGACGCAAUGAAUCAACUCAACAGCGCUGUUACUGAUUACGUGCAGCAGGCUCCUGCUGAGUACAGGUCUUAUUUAAAAGUAAAGGGUAAAAAGCUGGAGAUUAGUAUUUGA